UGAAACUCGGUUUGUUUCCGGUGUCAGUUUCAAGAAACCAAAUAAAAUGGACAAAGGUUGGUCACUAAAGAGUCAUUUAAACUUGGAAGCGCAAGAGAAGGUAAAUUGUGCCGCAGAGACAUCAACUUCCUUUCAGCAGAACAAGGGUAAGUGAUCUCAGUUUGCGCGGCUACUCGGAGAGUCCUUACUACCACGUAAAUUCCCUGUCCAAAUUCAAAAUUUUAUAUUUUAGGUCAAAAGAAAUUUAACGUUAAGAAUCACCAUGAGACAGAUUGGCUGUGUUUUUGCCACCCUUGCGUUCAUCAUUUUAUCUAUGGAUCAAUGUCAAGCCUGGCGCAGGCCUUGUGGCCUGGAAACAAUCGACCGUCGCGAUGACCGAGAACCACGGAGUCUUAAAGAGAUCGAUCGUUGCUGUGGCGUUCAAUAUUACGACCCAAUAAGACAGCUAUGUUGCUUUGGUAGUCUCGUUCUACCAAAGAAACCCGGCGACGCUUGUUGUGGAUCCCGAAAGUAUAAUUUUCACACAGAACUGUGCUGUGGAUUCACCGUAAAGAAAAAGACUGGUUCUCAAAAUGCCUGCUGUGGAGCAGUUCCGUACGAUAGCAGAAGAUAUACCUGUUGUGGUGGAACUGUUACUCCUCGAGCUUCUAGUCAUCAGCAUCUGAACAGUUGUUGUGGCAAGAGAAGUUACAACCCUUACACUCAUGUCUGUUGUAAUGGAGUCAUUUCAUCCAAGCCCGCUCAGUGCUGUGGCAGCAAAACUUACGAUCCAAGGUCACAAGUGUGUUGUGGGGGAAAAAUUGUGUCUACCCCAAGCAUCUCCUCACCUGCAUGUUGUGGGAGCAAUGUUUACGACAGAAACCAACAGAUCUGUUGUUCGAAUGUACUUUUUGACAAGCCAAAAAACCCAAGUGGCAUCCAAGUAGGCUGCUGCGGUAGCAACAUCAUGUUCACCUCUCAUCAGAUGUGCUGCGCUGGGAAGGUUGUAGGUAAACCUCAGGGUGUACAGAACCCAAGAUGCUGUGGAAAUCGAGUCUAUAACUCACAAACACAGGUUUGUUGUUCCAACAAAGUAAGCAACGGUAAAGUGUGUUGUGGGAACGUUGGAUACAACCCUCUAACGCAUUCUUGUUGUGGCUCGAUGGUCAUAAAAGGUUCGAGCCUGUCAACCGUUCAUGGACCACAAAGGAAAUGCUGUGGACGAACAUUUUACGAUCCAAGAUUUGAAGACUGCUGCCAUGGCAGAUACUCGAGACGCAGAGGAUGUUGUUAUAACAACAAACAGUGGGGAGAUUCCACACAGAAAUUCCGCAAACUGUGUGGGGAUGAUUAUUAGAAAACGUCGUUUUCCUUCGGAAAUAGUCAUCUCAUGCCUGAUGGGCUCUGCUUCAAGAUUAAAUAGCAAAAACAUUACAGCACUUUUCGAUUAACUUUAAAGAAAAUGAGACAAGGUUCUCAAACGGCUAAUAAAAAAUAAUGUGAGGAAAUAGUGAGAUCUAAAACCAAAUCGUGGAAGUUUCUCGAAGCGUGGGAUAACGUGGCUGACUAACACGCGAUUUGUGUUAGCUUCUUUCUAACUGGAUGACACGGAGACACAAGUUUUCUGGGCCAAUCACGGAGCGAAGUCGAGAUAAAUCCCAGAUUGCUGUUGACACGUAAUUGAAAUUUGCUCUAAAAGGUUUAGAAACAGAGUUAGAUUUUUGCUGCAAUCUUUAUUACUUGUGACACAAAAUAAUAAACUGUGUUGGUAUUGAAA
Messenger RNA from Pocillopora verrucosa, 1756 nucleotides. Its product is annotated as galaxin. NCBI's taxonomy places the organism in Eukaryota, Metazoa, Cnidaria, Anthozoa, Scleractinia, Pocilloporidae. The record is from RefSeq and is a predicted model, not a curated record.